Messenger RNA from Geodia barretti, 825 nucleotides. The record is from the annotation of a GenBank genome assembly. Lineage: Eukaryota; Metazoa; Porifera; Demospongiae; Tetractinellida; Geodiidae.
AUGGGAAUUAGACUAUUUGUGUUUGUGCUGACAGUCGCACUGGCUGGUCAGGCAACGGGAGAAGAAGAGCUUUUUGUGGCAAGCCUUACAACUGCAGUGGCAGACUUCGUUUACGAGGAUCUCUCCUCGGGUCGAGGAGUGCACGUCGUGAGCACUUACGACAGUCUCCACAUUAGCACACUGGACGGCCGUGGUCUAGUAGCAGCCGACGAAUCAUCUGGGGAGUCUUUCCGACUGAUCGCAGUAGGUCGCACCAUGUUCAUUCAGGUAAAAACGGGCUCCACCGAGAGCCAAGAUUUCUCUGUGCCAGAUGCGUACACCGGCAUCCUAAGCAACACCGACUGGACGGUUUUGCGGGACUUGGUUCGCCUCCUGAAUUCCAGUUCCACUGACCAGGAGGCAAGCCAUGUAAAACUUUGGGAGUCGCUACUGACUGUCCUGAGCUUCCCUGAGGCCGCGCUCUUGCAGAAUGCUGCUGCAACGCUGGGCGGAACGGGAGUGACGGGCCUGAACUAUCCCAGCGUCCUGCCAUUCUACAUGGCGGCUCUACAGCUAAACCAACUGCAGGGAGGAAAUAUAACAGGCAGCAGCCUUCUGCAUGUGACAGAUGACAAUGGAUGUCUCAGCGAAUGCCCACCAUGUCCUUACCAGGACUGCCUGGGUCUGUGCGGCUACGGCUGCAACUGCUGGAAGUGGGUUUGCGGGGAUUGUUGCUACCAUCUCGGCUGCUACGAACACGACAUAUGCUGCCGCACAAAGUUUGUUCGUACAGCCUGUCUCCUCCCCUUCAGCUUCAAAUGUGAAUCUGGCUACACCUGUAACUGA